UGGUUGCUACGAACCGCUGUGGUCUAAAAAGAAAAAAGGAAAGGCCGGAAGCAGAUAAAGGCUAGAACAUAGAGAGGAGGUUGAAUUACGCCGGAGACAUACAAGUGAUCGGUCAUAGUUGCUUAACCAGAUGACUGAAUUACCGGAUGAUCCUUCUUCCGCUCCUGCUCUCCCGCCACCAACAUCAUCCACAGCACCACCGCCCGACCCUUCUCCUCCUCCUCCUCGUUUUGAUCCCACCCGAACUAUUGGUAUCAUCAAAAGGAAAGCUUUGAUAAAGGAUUUGGCAGCUGCGUACCAUGCUGAGUGUCUUGCAUAUUGCCAAGAGCUUUUAGAACUCCAAAGAAAAUGUGAAGAGCCCUAUGCAGAUGUGAAAGUUUCAACAGACUUAAGGAAAGAAACAAUGAGGCCCCCCAAACGAAACAAAAAGUCCCGCUAGCUACAUGAUAGUACUAGGAGUGCCCAUCGCGUGUUACAUCGACCCUGAAUAUUGGAUUUGCAGCCAUUUUCUUCAUAUUUGUAUGUAGAUAACUCUGCUAUAAACAAGCUUCAAGUGAGGUGUGCCCCUAUAUAGAUACAUAUUCUUUUGUAACAUGCUCACUCUUCCGAAAUGCUUAGUUAUGACUUAACGGUCUCACAUUUUUGAUCCAUAUAAUUUUUUUUAUUCACCUCUUA
This is a messenger RNA of Helianthus annuus (common sunflower), 675 nucleotides long. RefSeq lists its product as uncharacterized. The record is from RefSeq and is a predicted model, not a curated record. NCBI's taxonomy places the organism in Eukaryota, Viridiplantae, Streptophyta, Magnoliopsida, Asterales, Asteraceae. The transcript is spliced from 4 exons. Bases 131 to 439 code for a protein of 102 amino acids.